CAGUCGUUCAUCGGGGUGGUACAAGCAAUGUCCUCCAGCUUCGAUAAUACACAAUAACGUCAACUUAACAGCCUCUUUUUAAAAUAAAGUGGCUAAAAUGUACUGACAACUUAAUUUGAAACACUCAGUGCUUUUCUCUGUCUUCUAUAUAGUUCAACAUUCAAAGUGAGGCCGAGUUUAACACGAAGCUAACGCUGUUAGCUUUAGCUCCCGUUGGGGCUAACGAACGAGUUUUAACGGACCGAAAUAAACGUUUCCGAGAACGUCGGUGAAGAUGUCUAACGUCCAAAUACUGAGAUCUUUAGUGAACCAGAGACUGAAUGCUGCUGUUGAAGAGGUUUUUGAGCUGUUUGAGAGAACGAUAGCAGAGUACGAGGAGCAGCUUAGUCGAUCUAAGGAGGAAAACCUGCGACAGCAGAAACUCCUGGACUCUGUUUUAAACCCUGACAUCCAGCUAGAGAGAGCAGAUGCCAAGCAGCUGAGAGAAGAGGUUCUCCCUGAGCAGCAGGAGAGGAGCCUCGAUCUGAACCGGGAGAUUACAGAGCCAUCACUCAUUAAAGAGGAAAGUGAAGACCUAUGGAGAGGUCCAGAGAGAGAACAGCUCCAAGGAGCAAAGAAGGCUGAUAUCAACAUGUGCACAUUUACUCCUGUCACUGUGAAGAGUGAAGAUGAGGAGGACCCUCAGACCUCACAGCCUCAUAAAAACCCAAAUGAAGCGCUAACAGACACAGAGCUUUUGAAAACAGAAGCUGAUGGAGAGGACUGUGGAGGAUUAGAUGUAGACAGGGAUUUUAAUCCGGACAGUUACUUACAGCCAGUUACUCAUGAUGAGACGUCACAGCUUUCUGUAUCUGACGCUGAUGACACUGCUGAUUGGGAGGAAAGUGAUGAACCUCAGGAAGGUUUAAACCCUCUGCAAAAUGAGGAUGUAGCUGUAGGUGAUAUAACAAUCAACACUGGAAACGCAUCAGUCAGCUGCUCUGACUAUGCUUUGUGCUUUGGACAAAAGAAACAACAGAAGAAGCACCAUGUAGAGAAACCAUUCAGCUGCUCAAUUUGCGGUAAAAGAUACCCCGCUCAGAAUAAUUUAAAACAACACAUGCUGCGUCAUUCAGAAGAAAAACCAUUCAGCUGCUCAGUUUGUAACAGAAGUUUUAUCAAGAAAACAGAAUUGGUGACGCACAUGAGAUCCCACACAGGAGAAAAACCUUUCCAGUGCGGAGUUUGUGGUAAAAGAUUUGCAGUAAGUGGAACUCUAACAGCUCACUUUGUCAUCCACACAGGGGUAAAACCAUUCACUUGUUCUGUGUGUGGUAAAGGAUUUUCUCAGCGUGGAAGUCUAAAGCAACACUCAGCUCUCCACACAGGGGAGAAACCAUUUAGUUGUUCAUUUUGUAAGAAAGAUUUUUACUCUAGAGCAGAGACUGUGAGGCACAUGAGGGUCCACACGGGAGAAAAACCCUUCAGUUGCUCAGUUUGUGGUAAAAGUUUUGCUCAACGUGGAACUCUAAGACAACAUGCGGUUGUUCACAUCAGAGAAACCCAUCAGUUGCAGGAUUUAUCAUGAAAAAUUAAACCAGCUGUGUUGUUAAAAAAAAUGCAGGUUAAGAGCAACUAAACAUGAAUGAAACCUUCGAGUGCCCAUCAAAUGUCACCUUGAGUGCAUACAGGUAAAGUUUAGCCUGACUGACUUUUACCUGUACACAACUUGUUUGGAGAGUUUUAGGCUCUUUAUUUAACUUGUGUUAAAUUAUUCAUGUAUCAUAAUUAAACUGUUUAAGUUAUCAAAGACAGAGAUGGGACUAGAUGUUGGGAUUCUGAUUUGAGCUACACUUAAUUCUCUUGGGCUUGCACCUUAAAGUUUCCAGAAUUAACUUGGACUUCAGCUUUGGGACUCAUGCCAAAAUUGUCACAGUGGUUUGCUGCUUUGAUUCUAGUAUUAGGAGUUGACAGAUCCUGUAGUAGGUGGUACUGUUCACAGAAAAUUCUGAAACACUACAGAAGAUUGGUGAAUGUUGUGUUGCACUAUUAUUGAGAGCCUAGAUCGAGGAAGUAUGUGAAUAAUUAAAACCACCCACUUCAAAUCAGUGUUCACACAUUGUUCAUUAUCCUCCAGAUAGUCUAAAUUCAACAGUUGUAUGUUGUACUAGUCUGUCCUUAUUUUACAGUACGCUCUCCAGCCUUAGUUGGUUUGUAAUCUUAAAAGUUAAGACAAACAGAGGAGCUCACUGAUUAUGCCACAACACCGCCCACUUAUGACUGUGGAAAAUAGUAAACAGAAUGAAGGAGGAUUUUAUCUACAGAAAUGAAUUUUUAACAAGUUUUCUAAACCUGUUUGUUCUGGAAAGAGUUCUUUUUAAAGCAAUUAAGUGUGUAAAUACAGAUAUUUCAGUUUAUUUGUUAAAUGUGCUUCUGCUGAAAACAUCACUCACUGUUUGUCUGGACAAUUCUUCCACCUCCUUUAAGCAUGAUGCUUUUUGUGAUAUUUAAAGGUUUUUUAAGCAGAUUUGCAGUGUUUUUAGUCAGUUUUUGUUAUCGGUUGAAUAUUAAUUCACUGUACUGGUGUAACUGUUUCUGUUCACAUCUGCUUUGAGAGUCUAUUUUAGUAAAGUACUAAACAUUACGACUACCACAGCUACUGUGGCUUAAAACAACAGCUAAACUUAACAGUGACCAAAAUGCAAAACAAAAUCCAGUAAAUGUUUGGUGCCAAAAAGGUGAAACAGCACCUAAAGACAAGUUGAGAUUAGCAUACAUUAAUGUAUACCUAUUUUAGCCAUUUAUUUUAUUAUUUAUUUCAACCAUGAAAGACAUGGAUUUGUGAUAGGUGAGUCAAGCCUAUCUCAGAUGCUACAUGUUUGUUGCUCUAGUUUAUUUCUGUGUUUAUUUUUAAAAAUGGCGU
Molecule: messenger RNA, 2902 nt
Organism: Cheilinus undulatus (humphead wrasse)
Lineage: Eukaryota; Metazoa; Chordata; Actinopteri; Labriformes; Labridae
Product: zinc finger protein 32-like
Exons: 2
Coding region: 275-1567 (430 amino acids)
Cellular component (GO): nucleus
Source: RefSeq, a predicted model, not a curated record